This is a messenger RNA of Salvia hispanica, 2792 nucleotides long. Lineage: Eukaryota; Viridiplantae; Streptophyta; Magnoliopsida; Lamiales; Lamiaceae. The record is from RefSeq and is a predicted model, not a curated record.
AGAACUAAUUGGAGGAGGUGCGUGCCCUGGGCCGCCAUUUCCGCCGGCACGGCGGUGCCAAUUUGGGGUUUCGAGAAUUAGGAAAUUCGUUGCUCAAAAAAACCUUCUCUCUCAAAAAAAAAGAGAAAAAAAUGUCUCUGGGUUUUGCGCUCUACAGAAGACGAAAUGGCGCAAAGUUCCAAUUCAAUGCAAGUUUAUGGUUACGAUCUGUUGCUGGGGCUAAUUGCUGCGUUUUACGUGUUCAUGGCGCCUUACACUAAGGUUGAAGAAAGCUUCAACGUUCAGGCAAUGCACGACAUUCUGUACCACCAGCAUCAUAUAGAAAAGUAUGAUCAUUUGGAAUUUCCUGGAGUAGUCCCUCGUACAUUUAUUGGCUCCAUUCUCGUAUCAACUCUAGCUUCUCCAUUUGUGCUAGCUGCUAGUUUAUUGCAGUUUCCAAAGCUAUACAGUCUUUAUGCAGUUCGUUUGGUGUUAGGCUUCAUCAUAUUGUCUUCGUUGCGUUUCUUUCGUAUUCAGAUCAGGAAGAACUUUGGAUCUCAAGUGGAAGCUUUUUUUGUAAUAUUGACUGCAAUUCAGUUUCACAUGCUGUUCUACUGCUCACGCCCCCUUCCUAACAUCUUGGCAUUUGGCUUAGUAAACUUGGCAUAUGGGUAUUGGUUUCAGAAAAGGUUUUAUGCAGCAUUGAAUUCUUUGGUUUUUGCCACCAUCGUUUUUAGAUGUGACAUCCUGCUACUUGUUUCACCACUGGGGCUUGAACUUUUGCUGUCUAGAUCUAUUUCAUUGCGGAAAGCUGUAAUAUCGUGCUUGAUAGCUGCUUGCUCUUUCAUAGGAUUGACAGUGAUGGUUGAUUCAGUCAUGUGGAGGAGGAUAUUAUGGCCUGAGCUGGAAGUUUUUUGGUUUAAUUCAGUGUUGAAUCGAAGUUCUGAAUGGGGUACUCAUGCGUUUCACUGGUACUUCACAUCUGCUCUUCCCCGCUCGUUGCUGGUGGCGUAUCCACUGUCUGUGCUAGGUUUAUUUCUUGACAGAAGGAUUCGGAUGUAUGUUAUUCCUGUUUUAUCUUUUGUUACGCUCUACUCGAAACUUCCACACAAGGAACUCCGAUUCAUUAUUAGCUCUCUUCCUAUCUUCAACCUAUCUGCUGCAAUUGCUGCUAGCAGAAUCUACAACAAUCGGAAAAAGAGUUUAUGGAAAUAUCUUAACAUUGCCAUGCUGGGUCUGUUCCUGAUCAGUCUAGGGUGUACGACCUUAAUGUUUAUGGCAUCAUAUGAGAACUAUCCUAGCGGCCAUGCCCUAAAAGUUUUGCAUAAGAUGGGGCAUUUGGAACACAAUUCAAAUGAACUCUGGGUUCACAUCGACACGUUCUCAGCAAUGAAUGGAAUCUCACGCUUCUGUGAAAAUCAUGCUCCGUGGCGGUACUCUAAAGAAGAAGGGAUUCCUCUUCAAGAAUUUCAGCGAAGAAAUUUUACCUACCUUUUAAGCGAGCAUGCUCAGAGAAAUGGUUACAAGUGUCUACUUAGCACAACUGGGUUUUCUGGGACUCGUCUUCAUGCUGGAUUUCCUCCCAUAUUGCUGGUUAAAAAACCGAAGGUUUUUGUACAUGGAAACACGAAUAACAACGAAAUAAUUCACAGAAGCUGGCCAGGAUGCUGAUUUUCAGAUCCUUGAGGUAAAUUCUCAGGUUGUUGUAAGAAAGAUAGACAAAUUGACUGGGAAACUUCCGCUGCUACACUACCUUAAAACGACGAAAAAUCGUCACAAUUUUUUUAGAAAUUCAUACAUGUCUUCAUUUCUGUAAUUUAGAGAUAGAAGUCCUUAUUGCUUAUUGCUACACUUUAAUGCGACCUCUUCCUUUCAUGAUGUAGCUAAUUGUGUGUGCUUGAUAUUCAACCAUGUUAGUUUAAUACUCAUUUUUUGUGGAAAUUUUUUCAUAUUCCAUUAAUGAGUAAUGACAAGUCUAUCGUUGACUUGGACUAAGACAUACGUUGCCUAAAAAGUCUCCUAUACUCCUCAGUCCUCACCGCAUAUGAAAGCCUAAUCCCAUCCACCUUCACACCCCAAUUCAAUUUCCUUUUCUAUUUCUACUUUAUUUCCUCUUAAACAUGGCUAAUUAUGGCGCCACCACACAGAGGCCAUCCACCACUCCUCCACCUCCGCCUGCCGAGAACGACGAUGUAUCAAAAGAUUCGUCGAAAAAGAAGAUCUAUACCAUAGCCUUUUCGUGCCCUUUCGACAUACCUUCAAGCCCAGAAUCAGCUGCGAUUAGGGUAGCGAGAAACCUCGAAAGCUUCAGCUUGUACUACGUGACGUUCAUGUGGACGGUGCUCUUCAUCGCCCUCAUCCCACGUCGUAAUGUCUCGAUCGUGUUUCUUGUUGCCACCACCGAAGUGGAGUUCAUCUACUCCCUUCUGUUGCGGGCUCUCCCUGGUUCCGUCCUCCUGCACCGGAUCAUCGACAAGCGGAUCGUGUUUUUUAUUCUCUUCGUGCUCGUGCUUACCGACGCUGCUCUUCAUCUCUUGAUUGUCCUCGCUUCCACCGUCCCCCUCGUAAUACUUCAUGCAGCGUUGAGCAAUAGAGAUGCUCCGAUCGAGGAGGAGGACGGAGAGAUGGCGCGCCUAGUCGAAGAAAAGCUCGGCGGCAGCGGCGGUGCUGAUGCUCAGCCGGAUAUUUUGGUCUGAAAUAUUGUGCUUCUUUGGUUGAGUUUUCCUACUAGUUGAGUCGUUGACUGUAACGGUGGCGCAUGUUGCGCAUGUACUACUAUUAAGUUAUGAGUAUUGGAGUAUAAAUUUCUUGAA